CAGAGCACAGUCUUUCUAUGUUCUGUGCUAUCAAGAUUUAGCUAAUUUCCAUUUUCAUUGGCACUUAUUCGGUUGGCGACAACAGCCAGUUUGAGAAGAUAGAAGAUUCAAUUUUGCACAGCUAUUUGUUAAAUUAAAGGCAAUGCUACGAACAAACAACAGAAUUCUUUCUACAGAGCAACUCAAGUCGUUUUCACGACUUGCUGCGUAUGAAUGCAAAAUACCUAAAACCAGAAAACCUUCGAGAGAGCUUCUCAAGAAGUAUGGCGUUGCACAGAAAACAGUCUCUCCAUGUGAGCAUUUCUUCAUACCGCCACAGGAAACCCUUCUAUCAUGGAAACAUCAGCUUCAGCGUGCGAGGAAUCUUUCCAUUGGAUAUUUCUAUAUUGAAAGUGACUAUGGUUUGUACAAUGUAGGGGUAACCAAUGCUGCUGAGCAACUGCACAGGGCCAGAGAAAUUCGCAAAUUUGUGAAAGAAGAGCUCGACUGGUUUUCUGAGACUUCGCUCCUUCCAAGUGCUGUUGACUUUGUGCCAUCACGAGCAACUUUAAAUAGCUUCAGGUCAUUGAUACACAACCAUCCUUACAGUAAGGAAAUUGCACGCUUACAAAUGACCCCAUCAGAGCUGGCUCAGGUAUGUGGGAAAAGACUGCUAUCUGGCGAUCAUAUUCGCUGGCUUGUUAGCAAGCUAAAUAUGCAGCAGGACGAAAUGUACUGUGUCUAUGCAAACUCAGUUUUGAAUGUAGAAGCCCAUGUCAACAGAUAUCUUCAGGGGAAAUCCGCACCGAAAAGAAUCGGGGUCGUAUUCAAUAUCUUCAAAGAACGAUCAGUUGAGCAUGGAACUGAAAAAUGGGAUGUCGCAAUAACGAGAGGUUUUGGAAACACUGGAUCACACUUUGCCAUAGCCAUACUAGACAAGGAAAACAAUGAAUUAGCAUAUGGAGAUUCACUCGGAUGGUCACCUCCAAAGCAGCUCAUGUCUGAAAUGAGGAAGUUUUACGAGGCAGUCUUCAAAGAAAGUAUGCCUGACAUUCAGAUUAAAGAAUUUCACGACUCUUCACAUUCACAACAUGGUCAUCGAUGCUCCACGAGGUGCUCGUUGCAUUUCCCACUCCAGAAAGAUGGUAAUAUUUGUGGCGUGGUGGCAGCUGUGAUGCUGGCUAUGUCAUGUUUGCUCCCAGAAUUUUUCCAGUUUGUCUUCAGCUGUAAAAGGAAACAAGAAGAUACGGAAUCAAAGCUGUUCUUUUCUAAUCCAACAAAGUAUGACAAGUACCUCCGCCAGGUUUUGGCAGCAUGGCUUGCAGAGGACUGUGUUUCGAUGAAAUAUCUUGUUUCAUCAGAUGUUUUGACGGGCAAAUUGCCCUGCAAUCCAACGGAUACAAUGGAGGAACAAGAAGAACAAAGUGACAUCAUUCUGGUUGAAUUUGACGCCCAAACUGCUUCUUUGGACACAGGACUUCAAGGAAUUCCUCAUGCGUCAACAGAAACGAGUAACCAAUCGUCUUUCCUACCAAUGGCGAAUGAUCUACCCGCAGCUGCAAUUAAGUCAAGUUUACCUGCGAGUAAAAAAGAAGAAUCAAAAAGUGUCAAUUCCCAAGCCAAAAUAGAAUGUACACAUUGUAUGUUUUCAACAAACAGGCGGGGUAACCUUAAAAGACAUGUGUACAGGAAACAUGGAGAAGAAGCAGUCAGAUCGGUUGAGAAUGGUGCCUGCCUUUGCUUAGAGUGUGGACAUAGAUAUUUUCUGAUAAAAGAUCUUCGUACACACUUAACAGAAAAACAUGGCUACGUUUUCAGAAUAACAACGAAAGAGUUUCAGUCACUCGAAGAAUUCCAUGAGUGGAAAGCCGAAAAAGAAGAAGAGGAACAAACAUCGUUCAGAGCAUACGGACGUACAAAGAACAAGCUAGGCCAGACGGUCGAAUACUUCCAGUGUAAUCGUUCUGGAGUUUUCAAAUCUCGAGUCGACAAGGAGAAGAGGCGCAGACAUUCAAAGGCAGGAGGUUCUUGUAGAAUGGACAGAAACUGCACCUGUACGAUGAGAGUUACCGAAGAUCCAUCAAAACGCAUAUUUGUUGAGUUCUGCUUAUCCCACUAUGGUCAUCAGAGAUCUUUGCAGUACCUUUGGCUGUCAAAGAAAAAGAAAGAAGAAAUCGCAGCAAAAUUGAAGCAAGGAGUUUCGAAAGAAAAGGUGUUGGAUGCGAUCCGGGAAAACAUUGGUGCAAUUUUUUCUAGGGAUCAUUUAAUCGACAAACAGGAUUUGGCAAACAUUAGAAGAGCAUUUGGAAUCGAUGAAGUGGAGCGGCAUCCAAACGACAUGACGAGUGUAUUAUCUUGGAUACAAGAAUGGCAGAGCAGUGAUAAAAACCCCAUCCUCUAUUAUAAAUUGCAAGGUGAUGCUGAUCCACAAGGAAAUCUAGCAGAAGAAGACUUUGCAAUAGUCAUUCAAACGGAAUUCCAACAACAUCAAAUGAGGAAGUUCGCAGGCAAAGGAAUAUGCUGCGACUCAACUCACGGGACAACUGGUUACGAUUUCAAGCUAACAUCAUUAUUAAUUGUUGAUGAAUAUGGCGAGGGAUUUCCAGUUGCUUGGUGCCUUUCAAACCGAGAAGACUUCUGUACCAUGAAGACAUUCUGCGAGCAAGUUAAACAGAAGACAGGCAAUUUGGCUCCUACCUGGUUCAUGUCUGACAUAGCACCCCAGUUUUACGAAGCAUUUAGCACAGUUUAUCAGUGCACACCUCGGCAACUGUAUUGCACUUGGCAUGUUGAUAAAGCAUGGCAAGAGCAACUUCGUAGCAAAAUAAAAGAUUUUGAGAUUGAGUCUCAAGUUUAUACACAACUCAGGAUUGUGCUGGAGCAAACAGAUGAAAGAAAAUUUCACAACUACCUCUAUCUUCUCUGUGAACGCCUGCACAAUUCAACUGCAACAAAGGAAUUUGGAGAUUAUUUUGAUAGCCAUUGGGUACCUUAUGCCAGUCGUUGGGGCUACUUCUUUCGCUGUGGCCUUGGAAUCAACACCAACAUGUUUUGUGAGGCUUUUCACAGGGUAUUCAAAUAUAAUUAUCUUAAAGGAAAACAAAACAGAAGAGUUGAUAAAUGCCUUGUAAACCUAAUGAAAUACAGCCGAGACAAGAAUUUUGAAAGAAUCAUAAAGCUGACUAAGGGAAAGGUGACACAGCGACUAAAGAUGAUCCAGGAACGUCAUCAAACAAGUCUCCACCUUAGCUUUGCAAACAUAACAACAGAUUCUGAUACCGAGUGGCAUGUCAGUUCUGAAACUGAAGGGCGAACAUACAAUGUCAGACUUACAGACCAGGUAUGUUCAGAUUCCACAUGUGCACUUCAGUGUGUUGAGUGUAAAGUAUGCAUCCACACAUACUCAUGUACAUGCAUUGAUUUUCUGCUUUAUUGCACAAUAUGCAAGCAUAUUCAUUUAGUACAACGCCAGAGGCAACGUCUGGGAACAACAAGCCAAUCAGAGGAAGCAUUGGAAAGCAGAACAGCAGCCAAAUAUGCAGAUGAUGUUGAAGAAUUAAUGGAGCUGACUCAAAUGGUUCAAAAAGAGUCAUGGGUCCACUACGAGGAAUUAAAGGAAAGAGCCAAAGACUUGCUAAAUUCAAUAAUUGGAACUGUUGAGGAUAGUGACUAUAGACAUACAGAGGCCAUCCAGCAUCUGAUAAGGGGUGGAAUUGCACUAAAAAACACCUUCAAUUCCAUGAAGAAAGUAUCCAAUGUGGUGCAGCUUGAGCCAAAAAUCAAAGCAAACAACAAAAAUAUUGAGAAGCAACGAAAAUUCUUUGCAACAACGAAGAGGAGAAAAAAGGGAAACAUCCGCUUUGCAAAACCCACUGAUGAUGACAAAGAAAAGUUUGAGACAAACGAGGGAUUCACAGUGGCAAUUUCAGAAAAAAUUGAUGACAAGAGCACUGGACAGCAAAACAAUAGAACUGACACCAUAAAAGUUUCAAAGAGUUUGUUAAAGACGCUGGGAGUCAGAAAAACCACACUGGCUGGAAAAUCAAUUGAUAGAAAAAUUGAUGUUGGUGACAUUGUGUCAACUGAUGAUUUUCCGCACCCAUCACUUGUCAACUUCAACAUUGAAUCUAUAAGACCGAUGUUUACUGAGGAAGCAUGGGAAAAGGUGGAAAUAAUGUGUGAAAAACUGAAUAAAGAAUGGACAUGUUCUGUCUGCAACACGCCACAGUAUGCUGAAAUGAUUAUGUGUGAUCUCUGUGAAGCAUGGUAUCAUUGGAAAUGUUUUGGGAUUUCAAAACAGAUAAUUGGAGCCUGGUACUGUGGGUGUGCAAAAGAAGAUAGCAGCCCCAACUGACAUUUUGAAAUGGUUACUGAUACGUUUAUAAUUUUUUUCCACCGGUUAUCAUUAAAUAAGA
Molecule: messenger RNA, 4394 nt
Organism: Rhopilema esculentum
Lineage: Eukaryota; Metazoa; Cnidaria; Scyphozoa; Rhizostomeae; Rhizostomatidae
Source: RefSeq, a predicted model, not a curated record